Molecule: messenger RNA, 285 nt
Organism: Symbiodinium pilosum
Lineage: Eukaryota; Dinophyceae; Suessiales; Symbiodiniaceae
Source: the annotation of a GenBank genome assembly
GCUCAGGAGCAGAAAGACCAGCAUCAGCAAAUCCUCCAGGCCAAGGAAGCCAAGAAGGAGGUGGCCUGCUGGCAGCUGGCGACCUUUUCAUAUCUGGUCCGGGAGAGGGUCAUCAUCAGGUUGGCCAUCUUCCACUACUGGCGGGAGGCCUGCAUGUGGAGCAAGAAGGCGCAUCUACACCACCUGAGGCGACAAGGCCAGGAGAUCGCCAGCCACAGCAAGGAGGUCAGCCUGCUGGUGACCCAGAUGUUGGCCCAUCAGCGCGACCUCUCAUUACUGACCAAG